Messenger RNA from Candidozyma duobushaemuli, 1857 nucleotides. It is a transcript of the gene NGG1, whose product is annotated as histone acetyltransferase. NCBI's taxonomy places the organism in Eukaryota, Fungi, Ascomycota, Pichiomycetes, Serinales, Metschnikowiaceae. Gene Ontology annotation, molecular function: transcription coactivator activity. Bases 1 to 1857 code for a protein of 618 amino acids. Gene Ontology annotation, cellular component: SAGA complex. The record is from RefSeq and is a predicted model, not a curated record. Gene Ontology annotation, biological process: regulation of transcription by RNA polymerase II. The transcript has a single exon.
AUGUCCUCGGCAACAACUACGCUAGAUGAUAUCAUAGACGAGCUCAGGCUCAAGUACGACUCGUCUGUAGGUCUUUUAGACGGCAAGGCGAUAAGAGAAAUCCCUAAUCUCAACACACUUUACAACUUGACAAAGCUUCUAGGGAACUUGGGCAAAAACUUGAAGGAAGCUGAAGACAGAGACCAGGCUUUGCUAGACAAGGUGGAAGCUAAGCUCAGUGAAGAUCUGAAUACAGAAGAUAAAGAAAAAGAGGAGAAUGACGUGGAGGACGAGAGUAUACCGUUGGCCAAGAGGAGAAAGGUCGAAAGUUCGAAGCUGAAGUCGGACAAGGAGGAAGAAGAUGCUAUGGAGGUGGAUAAGGAAGAGAGUGGUGAAGAAGAGGAGGCAGAGCUCAAGGAUGCUAAUGAUAAUUUUGAAGAUGCAGAAGAGCAAGGCGAAGAAGGUAAGGCGUCGCCGCCGCCCGAAGAGCCAGCAGAGAGAAUCAAUACAAAAGACGACCCUGUUCCACCUGAACAGAGAGGCUCUUACACACACGAAAACGAUACCAGGUUGAAGAACCCCAAGUCUGAGUUUGUUCCAUCGCAAACUCUUUCAGCUGAUGCCAUCGCCGAGCUUGGUCUCUUUUCCGAGGACAACAAUGGCCUCGAUACUCAAGGUAAAGACUACCUCAAACGCAAGUAUGGUGUGGCCUCAUACCCUGAAAGUGACCUUAAGGACUUGCUUCCAGGUGAAAUCCCCAAUACUGAUUUUUCGAAGCACAAGGCUCCCUCCAACCAGGUCCAGUUUACAACAUAUCAAUCCUACAUUGAAUCAUUUUUCCGCCCGUUUUCUAACGACGACAUUCAUUUUGCCAACGAGAAGUACGUGCUUCCGCCGGGUUUCGAAAAAGGCGAUUACGACCCAGCCACAAGCCCUUACUUGAUCCCAAAACUCGGGCCUUUCUAUGCUGAUGUUUGGGCCGAGGAGGAUGCCAAUUUACGUUCCAAGUUGAGCUCGCCUGCACCACAGAAGCCUCCAUUGGAGUCUUAUAAACCCAAGGGAACACAGGAUGAUGUCAAUGAUGAGAAGCUUCUAACAGAAGAUGUAUCCGUGGGACCCCUCUCCAGUCGAUUGCUUUCUGCAAUUCUCAGUAUACACGAAGCUAAGGGAGAAAGCGCAAGAGACGACGAUGAGGAAUCCAUAAAAAGCGAAGAUACCCGAUCCGAAGCAAAUAUGUCGCUUGACGAGGAUGUUGCUACACAGCUUGAUAGCGAUGCUUACAGAGUCACAUCCGAGGUUAAUGAUUUCUACUCCAUGGAGGAGAGACUCAAACGUGAGCUCAAGUACAUUGGUAUCUUCAUGAAUAUGCCCACAAAGGGAGAGAAGGCCAAGCGUGGAGGCAGCAUCAUUGACAGCGACGAAUGGCUCCUUCACAAAGAGGACGACGAAGUGAGUGCCGAAAUACGUGUUCUUCAGGAAGAACUCAAGGGCGCCGUUGUUCGCAACAGACAAAGAAAGAAGGUACUUGUUCCCGUUCUCGAGGAGCAGCUCGCUUACCAAGAAUAUUGUACUAUAUUAGAAGACUUGGAUAACCAGGUCAACACAGCCUACACGAAAAGACUCAAGGCCAAGAGCAGAAAGAAGAAGACACCUGAAGGCACAGUCAACGUUGCUCAGCAACAAGCCGCUAACAGUGGUUUGCGUGCACUUAUGGAGAAGAGACGCAGGUGGAUUGAGAGCAUUGGUUCUUUAUUCAAGCCACCACAAUUAAUGAAGCGGGUUCCUACAGAAUCUAUAUUUAAGGACCAGGUGCAUUCAGAUGAUGAAGAAGGAGAAGCUGAGGUUGACGUUGUCAACGAAGAAGAACCAGUAGCCUAA